Trichophyton verrucosum HKI 0517 is the source of this 3306-nucleotide messenger RNA. Its product is annotated as ABC multidrug transporter, putative. Gene Ontology annotation, molecular function: ATP binding; ABC-type oligopeptide transporter activity; ATP hydrolysis activity. Bases 1 to 3306 code for a protein of 1101 amino acids. Lineage: Eukaryota; Fungi; Ascomycota; Eurotiomycetes; Onygenales; Arthrodermataceae. Gene Ontology annotation, biological process: transmembrane transport. The transcript is spliced from 12 exons. The record is from RefSeq and is a predicted model, not a curated record. Gene Ontology annotation, cellular component: membrane.
AUGGCAGUGAAGGCCAAGGCAAAGAAGUACAAGAAGGAGGAAGAAGAAAAGGGAGAAGAUAGGAAGGAAGAAGAAAAGGAGGCAGAAGAAAAGGCGCCAUUCUCGAACCUCUGGAGGAUAUUUUCAUAUGGCACCAAGGCUGACCUUGCCCUUAUGGGCCUCGCCUUCUUCUGCUCUGCAGGCGCUGGUAUUGCUCUGCCUCUGAUGAACAUCGUCUUUGGUGCCCUUAUCACUGAUUUUAACAACUUCUUCCUUCCUGAUUCUACCGUCUCGCCACAGCAGUUCAAGGCAGCCGUCAAUAAGAAUGUGUACGUCUCCGUCUCCAAUUUACACACUAUUUUGUAUGAAUAUGCUGACAUGUUAAGUCUUUUUAUCGUCUACCUGUUCAUUGGCAACGGAAUCCGCAUCUCAGCAAACCUGCGACUGGCGUAUCUGACGGCACUCUUCCGCCAGCCUGUCUCCUAUCUUGAUGCCAUGCCCAUUGGCCGCCCGACGGACACCAUCACUGCCUCAUCCAACCUCAUCCAGGCCGGCAUAUCAGACAGGCUUGCUGUGCUUGUCCAGUCGGCUGCUCUCAUCGUUGCAGCUUAUGCCGUUGCAUUCUCUCGGUCCUGGUCCUUGACCUUGGUCUCUUCAUCAUGUUUGCUCUUCAUCCUGCUCAUCUACACCGUGGUAAUACCUUUCUAUCUGCGUCUCUUCAAGGCCAUCGAGGCUGCCAACGAGGGUGCCACAGCUGUUGCGGGUGAGGCUCUUUCAUCCAUUCGUACUGUUGUUGCUUGUGGUGCGCAGGCAAGUCUUGUCAACCGUCAUGCCGUGCACAUUGCAGAAGCCAGGCGUAAGGGCCUUCAGGUCUCCCCAAUUGUUGGGCUUCAGUUAGGACCGACUAAUUUUGCCAUGUACUGCAAUUUUGCUCUUACCUUUUGGUUUGGUGUUAAGCAGUUCACCGCAGGCAACGUCUCUGAUGCUGGACCAGUUGCGACUGUCAUCUUCUCGGUUAUCAUCGUGGUGUCGGCUGUCUCAUUCAUUGCCAAUCCAAUCAUUGCUCUCUCCAAGGCCAUCGCUGCAUCCGCUCGCUAUUUCUCUGUUAUUGACGCACCCCCGGUCAAGACAGAAGGUAUCAAGGAUGUUGACCUCGCUAGCUGUGGAGAGCUCGCGUUCAAAGACGUUACUUUCUCCUAUCCGACCAGGCCAGGUGUCACAAUCCUUGACAAUCUCUCUCUCGUUUUCCCGACUGGCAAGGUCACUGCUCUCGUUGGGCCUUCGGGGUGCGGUAAGAGUACUAUCAUCGCCUUACUUGAGCGUUGGUAUCAGCUGUCAGAUCAAUUGGAUCGCAGUAAAGUGAAAGAAACGAAAGAGAAAGAAAAAGAAAAAGAAAAAGACAGUGAAAUCAAGGAUGAAAAGUACCAGGCAGACAAGGAAGAGCGGAAAGAAAACGCCGGGUUUAUUAUGAUAGGGUCACACUGCAUCGACGAGCUCGAUCUUAAGUGGUGGCGUUCUCAGAUUGGCCUUGUCCAGCAAGAGCCCUUCUCUUUCAACACCUCCAUAUUCCGUAACGUCGCCUUUGGUCUCGUUGGUUCUCAAUGGGAAAAUGAGCCGGAGGAUGUCCAGCGCCAACUUGUCAUUGAGGCCUGCCGUGAGGCGUUCGCGGAUGAAUUCAUUGAAAAAUUGCCUGAGAAAUACGAUACGAUGAUAGGGGAAAACGGAAUCAAGCUUAGCGGUGGGCAGCGUCAGAGACUUGCCAUUGCUCGCAGUAUCAUCAAGAGGCCAUCGAUCCUUAUUCUCGACGAAGCUACCAGUGCUAUCGAUGUCAGAGGGGAGCGUAUCGUGCAGGAGGCACUUGAUAGAGUCUCGAAGGGCCGCACUACCAUAACCAUCGCGCAUAGGUUGUCCACCAUCAAAAAGGCAGACAAGAUCAUCGUCCUUCGUAAGGGAACUGCAGUUGAGUCGGGCACUCAUGAAGAACUCCUCGCUCAGGAGGGCCUAUACCACAGCCUUGUGCAUAACCAACAACUUGACAUGGAAGACGAUAGCAACAACGAGACUGUACAAGCUGAGGUGGAGACUGGGAAAGAUGGCCCUCAGUUGACUAUGUCCAAGACGAAAUCUACAGUCGAAGAGGGAGACCUCGAGCAGGGCCUCACUCUCCCCGAGGAGCCGCCUAAAGAACUAUCCCUCUUUGACUCUGUUGGUGUUUUGCUGUGGGAACAGCGCAAGUACUGGAUUCUAUACGUGGGCGUCCUCAUUGGAGCUGCCGGGUGUGGAGCCGGAUAUUCAAUUCAAAGUUAUCUCUUUUCCCAGCUCAUCACAGUCUUCCAGCUCACUGGUUCCAGGCUAGUAGAAAGAACCAAUUUUUGGUCUCUCAUGUUCUUCGUCCUCGCCCUUGCGGUGGCGUUUUUUUACUUUGUCCUUGGCUGGAAUUCCAUGUCGAUAUCUACCUACGUGUCAACCACGUACCGACAAGAAUACUUUGAUAGUAUGAUCCGAAAACCGAUAGCCUUCUUCGAUAAGGACCAAAACUCUGCGGGUUCCCUCACCUCACGUAUUUCAUCCGAUUCAACCCAGCUUCAGGAACUACUGGGACCAACAAUGGCGUUUCCUAUCAUCUCUGUCUUCAACGUGAUGGGUUGUAUAGCCAUCUCGUUCGCCUUUGGCUGGAAACUAAUUUUAGUCGCUAUUUUCUCCGCGUUUCCACUGAUAAUCAUCGCUAUGUUUGUCAGGGUUAGAUACGAGGUUCAGUUUGAUAAGAUGAACGCUGCUGUCUUUGAAGAGAGUUCACAGUUUGCAUCUGAGGCCUUUGGAGCUUUCCGGACAGUUACGUCACUUACCCUGGAGAGCAGUAUUGCAGACAGGUAUUCAGAUUUGCUGAAAAAUCAUGUACAAUCUGCCUUUGUCAAGGCAAGAGUUGCUGCCCUCGUCUUUGCUGCAUCAGAUAGCAUGGAGUUACCCUGCAUGGCCCUAUGCUUCUGGUAUGGUGGCCAGCUUCUCAGUACGCAUGAGUACAGUGUCUUGCAGUUUUUUGUCAUCUAUAUUGCCGUUGUCUUGGGAGGUCAAGCGGCAGGACAUUUCGGAAGCAUCAGUCCUAAUUUGGCUCAAGCCAAGGCAGCUGCAAACCGCAUCAUGAGUAUCCGGCCUGCACCAGACGACAACAAGAGCAGCGCUGUUCUUGAUCAAUGCGAGGGCGGUAUAGAAAUCGAAUUCAAGUCGGUUAACUUCAGGUAUCCUUCACGAGAUGUGCCAAUAUUCAAGAGCUUGUCAUUCACAGUUGGAAAGGGGCAGUUUGCCGCCCUCGUUGGCCCGUCAGGUUGA